This is a messenger RNA of Nematolebias whitei (Rio pearlfish), 543 nucleotides long. RefSeq names its product macrophage mannose receptor 1-like. NCBI's taxonomy places the organism in Eukaryota, Metazoa, Chordata, Actinopteri, Cyprinodontiformes, Rivulidae. The coding region runs from base 1 to 543 and encodes 180 amino acids. The record is from RefSeq and is a predicted model, not a curated record. The transcript has 3 exons.
AUGCCCGGGCAGGCAGGCGAGGAGUGCAGCGAAGGUCCAUGUGUCAUUCUCAGUCUUCAAAGCUAUGAAUACCACUUUAUCAACGAAGAAAAGACCUGGGAUGAGGCCCAGAUGUACUGCCAAGAGUACUUUACAGACCUGGCUGCAGUGCAUGACGAGGAAGAUCAGAAAAGACUCACUGACUCCACAGACUUUCAAGAUAAAGUAAUCCUGAUCCAGGAGAAGAAGACCUGGGAGGAGGCCUUACACUACUGCAGAGCUCAUCACCAGGACCUGGUCACCAUCACUGACUCUCACCAGCAAAAAUGGGCCCAGAAGAGAGCCACACAGGCCUCAUCUACUUUUGUUUGGUUGGGACUGCGCUACACCUGUGUUCUGGAUUUGUGGUUCUGGGUCAGUGAUGAGGCAGUCAACUAUAAGAAAUGGGGUCAACAUGGGCAGUUUGAUCAGUGCGAGAUGUGUGGAGCCAUGGACAGGGAAGGACAUCACGAGUGGUACAGUCGGGCAGAAACGGAAAAGUUCAAUUUUAUCUGUACUCGUUAA